Molecule: messenger RNA, 1824 nt
Organism: Spirometra erinaceieuropaei
Lineage: Eukaryota; Metazoa; Platyhelminthes; Cestoda; Diphyllobothriidea; Diphyllobothriidae
Source: the annotation of a GenBank genome assembly
AUGGUGUGCAAAAAGUCUCUCGUUGACUGGCGCCCAUGCGGGGAUUACCGACGGUUAAACACCUCCACUGUGCCUGACAGGUAUCCACUUCCCCAUCUCCACGACUUUUCAUCUAGCCUAGCUGGAGCAACAAUAUUUUCCAACACUGACUUAGUCAAAGCUUUCCAUCAGAUACCCGUUGCUCCAGAAGACAUUCCCAAAACGGCGAUUACAACAACGUUCGGUCUGUUCGAGUUUGUCAGGAUGCCCUUUGGGCUACGCAACUCCGCCCAAACUUUUCGACGUUUCAUCAACGAAGCCCUCCGCGAUCUACCUUUCGUUUUUGUCUACGUCGACUAUGUUCUGGUAGCAAGUUCCAGUGAACACGAGCACCUACAACAUUUGCGUCUCAUUUUUGAACGAUUGAGCCAAUUUGACGUUUUCAUUAAUGUUUCUAAAUGCGUUUUUGGCGCACAGUCGCUGUUUUUCCUAGGACAUCGCGUAGAUGCUUCUGGUUGUCAUCCCAUAGAUGCCAAAGUUUCAGCUAUUCGCGAUUUCCCUACUCCCACUUCUUUUCAACAACUGCGCCGUUUUAUAGGCCUUGUCAAUUUCUAUCGACGUUUCAUCCCUCAUUGUGCUCAAUUAAUGCUACCACUUACUAACCUUUUACGCGGGAACAACCGUGAGUUUUCUUUUCCUGACACAGCUGUAGAGGCUUUCAAUCGUGCGAGGAAGGCUCUUGCGGAUACAACUGUCCUUGUUCACCCUAUACCUGAUGCCCCACUUUCCAUUGUGGCCGACGCCUCUAAUUUCGCUAUAGGUGCUGCCCUUCAGCAACAGACGCCCACUGGCACCCAGCCCUUGGCUUUCUACUCUGUCAAAUUGACACCUCCACAAACUCGCUAUAGCACUUUUGGUAGAGAGCUUCUUGCAAUUUAUUUAGCCAUUACGCACUGUCGUAAUUAUAUUGAGGGCCGAGAUUUUUGUAUUUAUACUGACCACAAGCCUCUUACUUGUGCCCUCUCUACUUCUUCUGACAAGUAUUCACCCCGCGAGGCCCGCCAUCUCGAUUUUAUUUCUCAGUAUACCGCCGACAUUCGAUUUCUUAAAGGCCUUUAUAAUCAAGUUGCUGACCGUCUUUCUCGGCCUGGCAUUAAUGCCAUCACCCGCCCUUCCAUCGAUUUGGAGCGCAUGGCAGAACUGCAAAAUCAGCCGACUUUCAGUGAGAGCUUUCAACACACUAGUCUCCAACUUGAAGCCAUUCCUCUUUCCACCACCCCCGGUACAAUCUUGUGUGACGUAUCGCGCGGUGUCUCCCGACCCGUAGUGCCAAGCGAGAUGAGACCAGCUGUUUUUGCCGCGUUGCACAAUCUAGCUCACCCUGGCAUCCGCACUACCCAGCGCCUAGUCAGCGAGCGGUUUGUUUGGCCAAGCAUGAACACGGAUAUCCGCCAGUGGACCCGUUCAUGUUUGGCCUGUCAGAAGGCCAAAUUCGGACGGCACAACAAAGCCCCCAUUGGCACUUUUCUCGCACCCGACGCACGUUUUUCACAUGUUCAUAUCGAUCUGGUAGGUCCCUUUCAAACAUCUCGUGGUUGCAACUACUUACUUGCUGCGAUUGACCGAUUUACUUGUUGGCCCAUUGCAACUCCCAUACCUAACAAACUGCCGAUUCCGUUGCUCAUGCUUUUUUGGAACACUGGAUCUCUCAUUAUGGCGUCCCCUCAACUAUUACCACCGAUCGAGGCCAACAAUUCGAGUCUAGACUUUUUAACAGCCUUACCAACCUCCUCGGAUGUUCUCGCAUACGCACGACAGCAUACCACCCCUCAUCCAACGGCUUAG